Molecule: messenger RNA, 924 nt
Organism: Mugil cephalus (flathead mullet)
Lineage: Eukaryota; Metazoa; Chordata; Actinopteri; Mugiliformes; Mugilidae
Gene: spag8
Product: sperm associated antigen 8
Exons: 7
Coding region: 101-664 (187 amino acids)
Biological process (GO): positive regulation of transcription by RNA polymerase II
Cellular component (GO): nucleus; cytoplasm
Molecular function (GO): microtubule binding
Source: RefSeq, a predicted model, not a curated record
CCGAACCCCGUUGCUAGGUGAGACGCACUGAGGCUACGGUCCGCGUUGUUGACCGUCACGUCAUUUUUAGUCUGGUUUAAACCUUUUUCUCGUUGGUACAAUGGCCGAACAGCCGUCACCUGUGGAAAACCAAGUCGGAAAACCUGUAGAGCACAACAGUGCUGAGGAAGAGAGAGCCACUGCAGCUCUUGACAAGGAGAGGACAAAAACACAUAUCCAGAGACAUGGGCACAAAGGGAUUCUCACAAUAGACCCGGAGUCUAAAAUGGAGUCUGUCACCACACUGAAAGCAGACUAUGUAACUCCGAAGGGUCCAGGGGUGAGGUUGCGUGGCAUCAGAAGCGAGCUUUUGGAGAAACAUAUUGCCCAGAUGAUAAGUGAGAAGAUUAAGGCUGAAAGGAGCCCACCACCUUCUAAAACUGACUACUGCUCCACAACCAGGACGGAUUUCUCUGUUAAGGGGUUUGUGCCCCGUACACCUGAAACAACACAAGUUCAUGAUUAUAAAACCGACCAGGCCAUUACAUUUUGGAGUGAAAACUGCAAGCAGAUACAGGGUGUGACCCCCAUAAAGACCUUGAAUGCACCAUUCAGGAAGUCAGCCCUGUUCAGCACACCCAUCAGUGAGCGGCUAGAUGAGAUCGAGCUCCCACCUGACAACUGAGGCAUGGUCUUGCAUGGACUUUGAUAUCUGCAGCCAGACUGCCACUCAGUCUAAAAGCUCACGAAAUCUAAAAAUCAGCUCAACUUUUUAGUUUCUGUCGUGACAAAUGGUAUAGAGAUGUUUAUUGAAAAUGGGAUGACUGACCUCAGUGGUACUACUGCCUGAAGAAAACAACAAGUAAAUUAAUGACAUGAAUCAGUGUCAUGAAAAACAGAGACCAUAAUAAACUGAGAUUUGAAUUUAAUAAAAGACAUGAACAG